AUGUCUGAUGUUACUCAUGGAUUGUGUACUUUUCACCUAAUGCAAAAUGCCUUGAAGCAUUUGGGCUAUUUGUACAAGGGCAACUCAACAUUUGGAAGUGACUUUAAAGCUUGCAUUUUCGGAUAUGAAGAUGAAAAUGACUUAGUUAAAGCUUGGAAAUCUUUGAUUAUUAAAUACAACUUGGAGGAGAAUACAUGGAUGAAGAAAACUUGGGAACUUAGAGAGAAGUGGGCACAUGUGUACAUGAAAUGGUCAUUUAAUGCAGACAAGCGGUGUAAUGAAAGUUAUGCUACUAAUCAAUCUAGACAAAAGUUACCAAGAAUAAAAAUCAAGAGUUGUCCCAUGUUAGUUCAAACCGCGAAACUAUAUACGCCUCCUAUCUUUGACUUAUUCCAUGGCGAGUUUGACAAGUUUCUUUCUUGUCAAGUAAGGAAAUGCUGUGAGUUAGAAGGAGAAAUUAAAUAUGUGAUUGGUUUGUAUGGAGAAGAUAGAGAGUAUAUUGUGAUGGGUGCAAUGGAAUUUGAUAAUUUAGGAGGCAAAAUGCUACAAAAUGUUCGUUGUACUUGUCGAAAAUUUGAGAGUUUUGAAAUUUUGUGUGGUUAUGCGAUUAAAGUGCUCCAUCAGAUGAAUGUUAUGGAAAUUUCCGAUAGAUAUAUACUAGUGCGAUGGAGACUAGAUGCAAAGGAUUGUUCAUCUAAAGACAAAAAAGUUAUAGUGAAUGAGGUUGAUCCCAAGUUUGUGAUAUCAGCGUGUUAUAGACAUCUUUGUCCUAGAAUGGUAAAAUUAGCAGCUCGAUCAUUUGAAUAUGAUACCGUAUAUGAGUUUGUGGACAAUAGUAUUUAUGAUUUGUGUGUAAAAGUGGACAAUAUGAUCAUUUCACAAAAUAGCUCAAAUGUUUCAAGUAGUGGAGGCUCCAUUGACAUAGGAUUAAAUGAUAUUGAUCCAAAUUUUGAAAGAGAUAAGGGUUUGAAAAAGAAAGACAAUGUACAAAAGAGUGGUGAUAGAUUAAAGCCUUGGCAUGAAAAGAUUGGAAAGAGGACAACAGUUGUUUCACGACCUUCCAUCACUCAGAAUAUUGACCAAUGCAACAACAAUAUAGAUGUCCAAAAUUCAUCUUCAAACCAACCACAUGAUGUUCAUACACCUUAUUGGUCACAAAUGAUGAAUUUUGGGUAUAAUCUUUUGACGCAUGACGUUAAUUGUCCACCAUCACACCCACAGUCGGUGCUUUUGUCUUCCCAAGUAUCAUAUAGUCCAUCAAUUUCUCAGGAAAUUUCAGUUGAUCCAACAAUGCAAACUCCUAUAGAGUCUUCGUCAUGUUUGGACAAGGAUGAAUUUGUUAAUUUCUCUAGCAAUGCACAACCACCCCCACAAAAUUAA
Camellia sinensis is the source of this 1380-nucleotide messenger RNA. NCBI's taxonomy places the organism in Eukaryota, Viridiplantae, Streptophyta, Magnoliopsida, Ericales, Theaceae. The record is from RefSeq and is a predicted model, not a curated record.